CAGCGACCCUCCUGGGGUUGCCCGGCUGGGCGAGGGCGGACCGCAGCAGCUCCGCUCCGGUUCCGUGAGCAGCCGAGCCCUGUGCGCGGAGCCGCUCCUGGAAGGAAGGAGGCUCGCUGGACGGGGCGCACGCGCCGCGGGUGCCAGUUGUUGCUUGCUGCCGCCAGCCAGCCGUCGAGCGCGCGAGCGAGGGGCGUCCGCGAGCUCCCAGGCUGGCCCCUCCCCGCAGCCGUCCCGCCCCUUCCUGCGCCCGCCGUCACUGGCGCCUGUUUCGCUUUCGUUUCCCGGAGCGCCGCCGCCGCCGCCGCCUUCCUGCCUGCCCCGCGGCGGGCCGGUGAGCUGCUGCCUCUCCCCUUGCAGGAUGGCCGCGGUGGAAGCGCUGGAGGUGCGGGGCGUCCCCCCGGACGUGCCGGACGAGCUGCUGGUGCUCUACUUCGAGAACCGGCGCCGCUCGGGCGGGGGGCCGGUGCAGAGCUGCCGUCGGCGGGGCAGCUGCGCCACCAUCACCUUCGAAGACCCCGAGGAUGCGCAGAGGGCCCUUGCCAGAGGCAGCCACACCCUGCAGGACACCCGCCUGGCUGUCCAGCCAGCUGCCCCUCGGGAUUACGGGAAGGUGGUCCUCCAGGGCCUGAAGCCCCAGAGCAGCCGUGACCUGGUGGAGCUUUAUGUGGAGCGUCUGCUGAAGUGUGACCGGGCGGAGUACACCCUCUACCGCGGUGGGGCCGGAGACCAGGCCCUGGUGCAGCUGCAGCAGCCGCUCAGCCCUGCAGAGUUCCUGGCCUUGGCGGAGCAGGUGCAGAGCCGGGGGCUGGACGGGGCCCGCCUGGCCCUCGACUGGGUGCCGCAGACGGACAGCCUGCUGGUGCAGAGUGGCGGCGGCCGCAGCCUGAGCCCGGACGUGCUGGAGCUGUACUUUGAGAGCAAGCGGAGCGGAGGAGGCCCCGUGCGGGCCGUGCGGCCUCUCCGGGGGGGCCGGGGGGCCGUGGUCUCCUUUCAGGACUCUGCAGUGGUGGAGAGGGUGCUGCUGCAGAAGACCCACCAGCUCCAGGACAGCUGCCUGGAUCUCUCCCCGCACUAUGACUUCCUGGAGCCCCGGGAGGAGGAGGAGGAGGGAGAAAGAGAGCAGGAAGUGGCGGCGGCGGCAGAGGCGGUGCCCCCUCCCCUCUGCGUGCCCCUGCCUGAAGCAGCCGUGCGCCGCCUGCUGGAGUCGGAUCGUGCCCUGCAGGAGCUCCGCGUCUCCCUCCCCGAGUGCACCCUGCAGCUGGCUGGAGACGGCCUGCACGUGCUGGGGGGCGAUCCGGCCGGCCGGCAGCAGCUGCGGGAGCACGUCCAGGCGGCCUUGCGGGGCGUGGGCCUGGAGCGCCUGCCCCUGGCCCCCGGGGCCCUGGGCUUCCUGCGGCGGGCGGACGUCCAGCGCCGCCUGGCCGAGCUGCUGGCCGCGCAGGGGCUGGCGGCCUGCUACCUCCCCGGGGAGGGGGAGGCGCUGGUGGCGGCCCUGAGCCCCCCGGCGGCCCGCCAGGCUGCCUCCCUCCUGGGCGCCGCCCUCUGCCCCAUCUCGGUGCCCCUCUCGGAGCAGCAGCUGCUGGCCCUGGCCUCGCCCGCCUGGGGCCAGCUGCAGGCGGGGCUGAGCUGCUGCCUGGUGUGCCUGGCCGAGAGCGGCCAGCGCCUGGAGGGCCUGACCCUGCGGGGGCUGGAGCAGGAGAGCCUGGCCCGGCUGGAGGCCUUCCUGCGCGACGCCGCCCCUGACGAGAGCCUGGUGCCCAUGGAGCCCGCCGUCCUCCGCUACCUGCAGCUCUACCAGCAGGAGCUGCUGGCCAGCAUCUCCGACGUCACGCUGCUGCCGCUGGAGGGCCCCGACGUCACGGGUUUGCGGGUGAGUGGCGCAGCCCAGGCGUGCCAGGUGGCCGCGGAGCUGCUGCGGAGCCUGGCAGGGGCCCUCCACACGCAGGUGGUUCCUCUGCAGCUGCCUGGCGUCUGCCGCUUCCUGCUGGACGAGCGAGGCCAGGCCAUCCUGCGGGACUUGGAGCGGCUCUUCCGCUGCACUCUGGGCCUGGAGGGGGUCCGCUGGACGCCGCUGGAGGCACAGCACGAGCUGGAAAUGUCGCAGGAGCCCCUUGCUCUGAGCUGCCAGCGCGAUUCGCCACGUAGGUGGGAGCAGCCGAGGCCCUCCUUAGCCAGCGCCGCCAACAUGGAAGAGAUCAAGGGCCUGCUGGCCGCCCUCCAGCCGUCCGGGGUCGCUGCUCCAGGGCCAGCAGCAGCAGCAGCAGCAGAGCCCUGGGUCAUGGGGAACAACGAGGAGGAGGAGGAGGAGGAGGAGGAAGAAGACCUUUACAGGGCGCCUGAGGGCGAGGCAGAGGCAACCCCCAGCCCUGCCAGCGAGGGGGAGGCGGGGGCCGGCUUGUCGGACUCCGAGCCCAUUGAGGAAGGGCCUCUGCCAGGCCUGGAGAGCGGCGCGCGGCAGCAGGAGGAGGAGGAGGCCCAGCUGCUCCUGGCCAUCCAGCAGUCCAUGGACAGCGCGCGGCGCGAGGAGGAGGAGCUGCAGCGAGCCACGGAGCUCUCCUUGCAGUCCUACCAGCGGGAGCGCCAGCAGACGCCCAGCCCAGACUCCGCCCUCCUGUCGGCGCUGAGUGUCUCCCUGGAGGACGCCCUGCGCGUGGCGGACGUGGCUCAGCUUGUGGUCUGCACCGGCUCGGAGGAGGAGGCGGCCCCCCUGGCCCGGGAGCUGGAGGCGGCGCUGCGGGCGCAGCUGCGGGAGGAGACCGUGCGCAACGAGGCCUUGCCCUCGCUGCCUGCCUUCAGCCGCGGCUACCUGGCCCACCUGGAGCAGAAGCAUGCCGUGCGCAUCUCCCUGGCCGGCUCCGUGGCCACGGUCUGUGGCUUUGCCGACUACCCUGUGGCCGCCACCCGCGACCUCGCACUGCUGCUCACCCGGCUCUUGAGGGGGGCCGAGGGGGCCAGGGGCUCGGGGGAUGCCGUCUGGGUCCGCUGGGAGCCUGUGGGUCAGGGCUCCCCCACCCCCUACUCGGCGCAGGCCAGUGCCCUGCUGGAGCAAGCGUGGCGCCAGGGGCACCGGCGCGUGGAUGUCUUCUUCGACGGGCGGCCCUUCACCAUCGACUUCGAGCGCAUGGAGGAGUACGACCUGGGCAAUGCCCGCACCCUGCCCAUUGGCCGCACCGAGCCCUCGGCCACCCCCCUAGCCUCUCCUGACCCCACUGCCCUGGCAGAGGACGAGGUGUCGCUGGUGCCGUUGGCCGAGGGCACGGAGGAGUUCCGGGAGACGGUCCGCCGCUUCUACGACACGCUGGAGGAGUGCCACAGCAAGAUACGCAUCAUCAAGGUGGAGAAGCUGGUGCACCCGCUGCUCUACCAGCAGUACCUGCUGAAGAAGAGUGCCAUGGAGAAGAGCUGUGGGCACCUGGAUGUGGAGCGGGUCCUCUACCACGGCACCACGGAGCAGUCCAGCCACGAGAUCUGCCAGUUUGGCUUCAACCGCAGCUUCUGUGGCAAGAAUGCCACACGCUACGGCCACGGCGUGUACUUUGCGGCCAAGGCCUUCAUCUCCGUGCACGACCAGUACUCCCCGCCCUGCGGUGCGGACGGCAACAAGUACAUCUUUGUCACCCGGACGCUGACUGGGGACUACGUCGCCGGCCGGCAGGACCUGCGCGCGCCACCCCUGCGAGAAGGGGACGCCACCCUGAGGCGGUACGACAGCGUGGUGGACAACAGGCUCAACCCCUCCAUCUUCGUCAUCUUCAACGACACGCAGGCUUACCCCCAGCACCUCAUCACCUGCCGCUGGUCCAAGCCACACUGAGAGGACUUGGGAGGCCAGGCGUCCGGGAAGCCCCUCCCUCUUGGGGAAGGGGCGGGGCUGCCGCUCUGCCCUGGCCCCGCCUCCCCCAGACUCACUGCAGGGCCGGCCUUCUGAUCCAGAGGUCUCCUUUCGCGGGGCGGGGCGGGGGGGGUGACAACACCAGGUGGCCUGAUAGUGACUCUCCUGAGUCGGUCUGGAUGUUCAGAGGACCCCCACAGACGGGCGGGGGGGGCUUGGUUUGGCCACCUCAGGGCCUCUGCUGAGCUGCUUCAGGCAAGAGGGUGCCUAAUGGGGGCGGGGGCAGCUGUUGCUCUCACCUGCUGGGGUCACUGGGAUGGGGGCACUUCUGGGAAGUG
Molecule: messenger RNA, 4173 nt
Organism: Hemicordylus capensis (graceful crag lizard)
Lineage: Eukaryota; Metazoa; Chordata; Lepidosauria; Squamata; Cordylidae
Gene: PARP10
Product: poly(ADP-ribose) polymerase family member 10
Exons: 10
Coding region: 362-3817 (1151 amino acids)
Biological process (GO): negative regulation of gene expression
Cellular component (GO): nucleus; cytoplasm
Molecular function (GO): transcription corepressor activity; NAD+ poly-ADP-ribosyltransferase activity; RNA binding
Source: RefSeq, a predicted model, not a curated record